Messenger RNA from Culicoides brevitarsis, 7225 nucleotides. RefSeq names its product plexin-A4 (gene PlexA). Gene Ontology annotation, biological process: regulation of cell migration; semaphorin-plexin signaling pathway involved in axon guidance; negative regulation of cell adhesion. The coding region runs from base 1017 to 7166 and encodes 2049 amino acids. Lineage: Eukaryota; Metazoa; Arthropoda; Insecta; Diptera; Ceratopogonidae. The record is from RefSeq and is a predicted model, not a curated record. The transcript has 11 exons. Gene Ontology annotation, cellular component: plasma membrane; semaphorin receptor complex. Gene Ontology annotation, molecular function: semaphorin receptor activity; protein binding; nucleic acid binding.
ACGAGUGUUGUAGUCGUAUUAAAACUCGUGCUAAAAAAAAAAAGAAAAGAAUUUUGUAUUCAAAAUAAAAUAAAACAACAAAAAUCACAUAAAAUUACAGAGCUUUCGGCAAAACGAUCGCCAUUCCAUACGAGGAAUUAAUUAAAGUAGUGAUUAGUGAAUUCCUCAAAGUGAUAAUGUGCUAAAAUAGUGUCUCUUACAAGAGUAAAAUGUAAAAAAAAAUAUACAACACAAAAAAUAUAUGUAUGAAAUUUUUGUGUAAAAUACCAGCUAAUACACACCCGUGUACACAAAUAGCAUUUAAUAAAAUAACGUACGUUCUGCCGUACGGCGUGUUGUAAAAAAAUAAAAAAAAAUCCGCUCCAGCGUCUAUGGAAAUGUAAAUGGAAAAAUCUACAAGAUGUCUGUCGGGUAAAAGUGUAUAAAAUGUACGUGCUUACAUAUUGUUAAUGCAAAAAAAGAGAAAAGUAUUAGUAAAAUUUUCGCCAAAUUCCACGAGAAAUGAUUGAAAAAAGUGCAAAACGUACCGAGUAACGACCAAAGGAACGAGAUAAAGGUGAUUUUGUGCAACAAUUAGAGACAGAUUAGUGUUUAAAUUGGAUUAAAAUUGUGCAUUUGGUGUUGCGCUGCUGCUGUUGCUCCUCCACACUCACACAAAUACAUACAAAUCUAUACACAUACCGCGACUUUACGGGAGAGAGAUACGAAGUAAUUCAUUCAUCGCAGCUAGCUAGCUCACAAGAAGGCAAGCACAAGAACCUAUAUAAAAAUAAUAAAACAACAAGGACAUAAGAAACGAGGGACGAACAACGAGGUCACCAAACGAUUGUCAUCAUCAUUGUCCUUGUUGUGGAUUUCUUUUUCUACUACAGUGAUUAAAGACAUUCGACGCUUCAUAGCAAAGUUUCUUUAGAACAAAUACCAGAUCCGAACAUAUGACGAGACAUAUGAGCAACUGAAGGUUUGGCAACUCUCUUAGACGUAAAAAACACGUAAAUUUCCUCUGCACGCGAAAAAUGAAGCUCAUAGGCUCAUGGCUCUUGCUCACGGUAAUCCUUGUACAAAAUGCGACGGCAUUGUCGACGUCCUCGGGCAGCAGUAAAAGCAAUAGAGGCAACACAAACAAUAAUCUUAGUAAAAGCGGUAGCAAUAGAACAAUAACGCACACGGCAAACUUCGAGAAUGUCGUGCUGAACCACCUGAUUGUCGACCGGAACACGGGACGCGUGAUAAUCGGCGGCAAAAAUCGUCUCUACCAACUGUCGCCAGACUUGCAAGUGGUGAUCACGGAAGUGACGGGCCCGAAAAACGAUUCGCCCGAUUGCACUGUGCUCGAUUGCCCGCAGGCAGCGCUAAAAACGCUCACCGACAACGUGAACAAAGUCUUGCUCAUCGACUACAGUACAAGUAGGUUAAUUACGUGCGGCUCGCUCUUCCAGGGCAUUUGCGAUGUCCGCAACUUGCAGAAUAUCAGUAUUAUCGAGCAGCAGGGCCAGGAAGCUGUUGUUGCCAACAACGCCGAGGCAUCAACCGUGGCGUUUAUCGCUCCCGGUCCGCCAAAUCCGCCCGUCACGACAGUCAUGUACGUGGGCGUGACGUUCACGAGCAACAGCGCUUACCGCAGCGAAAUUCCCGCCGUGGCAUCACGAAGUCUCGAUGCGCAAAAAAUUUUCCAAAUUGCCGCGUCGGCAGUGACAACGGGCACGCGUAUGUUCAUCAACUCGUAUGCGCGCGAAUCGUAUCUCGUGAAUUACGUGUACGGCUUCAGCUCGGAGAAGUUCUCGUACUUCCUCACGACGCAACUCAAACACAACUCGCAUACCAAUCCAAAGGAAUACAUCACAAAGUUAGUUAGAAUAUGUCACGAAGACACCAAUUACUACUCGUACACGGAAAUUCCCGUUGAUUGCAUUGGCGGGCAGGAGCAGCAAAAUGUCAAGUACAAUCUGGUGCGUGCGGCGUAUCUGGCGAAUCCCGGAAGCGAUUUGGCCGAAAGUAUGGGGAUUACGAUAAAGGAUGAUGUUCUGUUUGCUGUGUUUUCCGAUGGAAAAAGUGCGAAUCGCUCGGCUUUGUGUAUCUAUCCGCUCAAGGCGAUCCGCAGGAAGUUUAUGCAAAACAUCAAGUCAUGCUUCUCCGGUACGGGACAACGUGGAUUGGAGUUUAUCAGUCCUAAUAUGCCAUGCGUUCCAACGAAACUUCAAACGAUCUCCGAGGACUUUUGCGGUUUAGAUGUCAACUCUCCGCUCGGCGGCGAACAACCCAUUACCGCAGUUCCCGUUGCCAUCUUCAACACGGAACUCACUGCCGUCGCAUCGACAACUACGAGCGGUUUCACUGUCGUUUUCAUCGGCACCAAAAGCGGACACCUCAAAAAAGUCGUUGUCGAGUCGCAAACGAACGCCAUCGAGUACUCGGACAUUCCCAUCGACGAAGGAUCUCCCGUGAAUGCCGACAUGCAUUUCGACAAAUCGGAAAAACACGUUUACGCCAUGACGAAAUACAAGGUUCACAAGGUCAAGGUGCACGAUUGCACGGUUUACAAGUCGUGCAGCGAGUGUUUGGGCGCCAAAGACCCGUAUUGCGGAUGGUGCAACUUGGAAAAUAAAUGCAGUUUACGGUCGCAGUGUCAAGAUGACGGCAACGAUCCGCUUUUUUGGGUGAGUUACAAGACGGGCAAGUGCACGACGAUCACGAGUGUGACGCCGCAUCAGCUGCAACGGACAACGGCACGCACAUUGGAGCUUAUUAUCGAUCAUUUGCCGAAUUUGAAGGAACAUCUUGUGUGUGCGUUCACUUUUUCGAGUCAGGAAAAGCCUCUUGUGACAAAUGCCACACGGAAGAGGAAUGGAGUUAAUUGUACGACGCCACGAACGGAUCUUUUGCCGCAAAUUGCACAAGGAAAACAUCACUUUACCGCCAAAUUGUCUGUUCGCACACAAACUGGCCCGGAUCUCGUCUCCACGAACUUUACCUUCUUCGAUUGCUCCACACACACUUCAUGCACACGUUGCGUUUCAUCCCAAUUCCCGUGCGAUUGGUGCGUCGAAGCUCAUCGAUGCACGCACGACACUGCCGAAAAUUGCCGCAACGAUAUUUUGGUAACGGGCGUCAACCGAAUCGGGCCUUCAUACCGCAGCGGACCCACUUUUUGCCCAACUAUCAAUGCAACGGGCGACGCAAGCGAGAUUCUAGUCGCUGCCAGCUCGAAAAAAUCAAUCCGCGUAAAAGUUCACAUCAUCGGGCAAUUUAUCGUGCAAACGCGCUUCGUGUGUCAAUUUAACAUCGAAGGUCGAGUGACGUCGGUGAAUGCGCAAUUAUUGGGCGACACAAUUUACUGCGAUCCCAUGGAAUUUAUGUACACGUCACGAUCGCCGAAUCUCACAGCAACUUUCGCCGUCAUCUGGGGCGGCUCCAAACCGCUCGACAAUCCGCACAAUAUUCACGUCGUGAUUUAUCGAUGUCGCGAUAUGGCUGACAGUUGCGGCGUUUGUCUCCAGCUGCCCGAGAAAUUCAAUUGUGGAUGGUGCUCGUCGAGCAAUACGUGCGAAAUUGAGGAUCAGUGCAGCAUUCAAAAGGAAAAUAAACUCAUCUGGCUCAAUCGGCAAGCAACGUGCCCGAAUCCGGAAAUCCAUUCGUUCGAACCGAAAACGGGUCCGUGGGAGGGCGGCACCAACAUCACAAUUCGCGGCAUCAAUUUGGGCAGGAAUUUCAGCGACAUCUAUUCGGGUGUCACGAUUGCGGGCAUCGAUUGCGCCCCCUACCGCCAACUUUAUGUCGAAACGAAGCAAAUUGUGUGCAACGUCGACAGUCCCGGCGUCGAGCAACUCCGUGAGGGUCCCAUCAUUGUCAAAAUCAACGAAUAUCGUGGCGAGUCGAAGAACGAAUACAAGUUUGUGAAUCCGCAAAUUGAUGAUUUUGAGCCGAAACGCGGUCCGCAAGCGGGAGGCACGCAACUUCGCAUCAAGGGCAAGUACUUGAAUGCGGGCAGCAGGAUCCGGGCGUUCAUCGAUAACUUGCAAUGUGAGGUUUUGAGCACGGAUGAGACCCAAGCGCUAUGCAAAACGAGUCCCAGUCGCACUUUGACACGCGGCAAACUCAAGAUGCGCUUCGAUAAUGCGGCGCGCGAAUACAACGGCGAUCUUUUCGAGUACGUACCUAACCCCAAAAUCGAGUAUGCGAUGAGCGGCAACGGCGAAAAGAUUCCGCGUGGCAUUCCAGCGGGCGGAAUUAAGAUUCACGUCGUCGGCAAAAACUUUGCUUCGAUCCAGUACCCGAGUAUGUACGUUUAUUACGACAGCAAGAGCUUCCUGGGCGAAUGCGAGAUCCGAAGUGAUACCGAAAUGGUGUGUGACAGCCCGAUAAUCGACGCUGACAGUGCAAACUUGGAUCCCGACAACCCCGAAUUACUCGAAUAUGGCUUCAAAAUGGACGAUGUCAUGGAAGUUCGUAAUCUCACGCAAGAUAAAAAGUUUGAAAAAUUCAAAUUACUACCGAAUCCCGUCUUUUAUCCAUUUGACGAGGACCUCAAGUUCUUCAAUAGCGAAUAUCUCACGAUAAACGGGCGUUAUUUGAGUCAUGCUGCCAAAGAAACCGAUGUCCAAGUCAUGAUCGGCGACGGAAUUUGCAAUAUCACGUCACUUUCGAGGCAACAACUCACCUGCCGACCUCCAAUUGAUGCCGCAACCACAGAUGGCACACCUCAAGUCGUCGUCAAAGUGGGCAAUAACUUGAGUUACAACAUCGGAAGACUCACUUACAGCAGUGCGGCGCUCAGUUUUAACAAUUUGGGCAACAAUGUGGUCGUUUUUGGGAUUGCCGGUAUCUGUAUCGUGUUAUUUGUGAUCAUCGCGUUGCUUGUGGCUUACAAGAAAAAGACCUCCGAGUCAAAUCGGGUUCUGAAAAACAUGCAGGAGCAAAUGGAUAUCUUGGAAUUGCGUGUCGCAGCUGAAUGUAAGGAAGCAUUUGCCGAACUACAAACCGAAAUGACAGAUUUAACGGGCGAUAUUACGUCGGGCGGUAUUCCCUUCCUCGAUUAUCGAACGUAUGCGAUGAAAAUUCUCUUCCCCAAUCACGAGGAUCAUGUCGUACUGCAAUGGGAACGUCCCGAAUUGCUGCGCAAAGAGAAGGGAUUGCGACUUUUCGGGCAAUUAAUCAUGAACAAGACGUUCCUUUUGCUCUUUAUUCGCACUUUGGAGAGCAACAGGUACUUUUCGAUGCGAGAACGGGUCAAUGUGGCAUCGCUCAUUAUGGUAACGCUCCAAAGUAAGCUCGAAUAUUGCACGGAUAUCCUCAAAACGUUGCUGGCGGAGCUCAUUGAGAAGUGCAUCGAUGGCAAAUCGCAUCCGAAACUCUUGCUAAGACGAACCGAAAGUGUCGCCGAGAAGAUGUUGAGUGCGUGGUUCACGUUUUUGCUCUUUAAAUUCCUCAAAGAAUGCGCGGGCGAGCCACUUUACAUGCUUUUCCGCGCCGUCAAAGGUCAAGUCGACAAAGGACCCGUUGAUGCCAUCACGCACGAAGCUCGUUAUUCCCUGAGCGAGGAGAAACUCAUCCGACAACUCAUCGAAUUCAAGGUUUAUACAGUAUACGCGAGCAUGACACAACCCCCAAUCUUCGGCAAUAACAUGGAAAUGGUGCCAACGCACACGGAAAAUAUCCCGGUGAAAGUUUUGGACUGCGACACAAUCUCUCAGGUGAAGGAAAAAUGCUUGGAUACGAUUUAUCGGGCGAUUCCAUGGGGACAGAGACCGCGAAGAGACGAUCUCGACUUGGAAUGGCGCACGGGUGCAUCAGGUCGUGUCAUCCUGUACGACGAAGACUCGACAUCGAAAACCGAUGGCGAGUGGAAAAAGCUCAAUACGCUGCAUCAUUAUCGUGUGCCAGAUGGUGCAUGCCUCAAUUUAGUACCGCGACAAAGUUCAAUUUACAACUUGUCAAUAUUGACUGAGAAAAAUGAAAAGACCCACAAGUACGAAACGCUUAAUUUGUCGAAAUAUGGGUCAGCGAGUCCGCCAUUUAGUCGUACAUGUAGCCCAUUGAAUGCCGAUGGCAAUGACAAUGGCAUCAAGUAUUGGCAUUUGGUGAAGCAUCACGACAACGAGAUGCAGAAGGAGGGCGAACGCGUGAAUAAAAUGGUCUCGGAGAUUUAUUUGACGCGAUUGCUAGCGACAAAGGGUACCCUUCAAAAAUUCGUCGACGACUUGUUCGAAACGAUCUUCAGCACAGCGCAUCGCGGCUCUGCACUACCGCUCGCCAUAAAAUACAUGUUUGACUUCUUGGAUGAUCAAGCCCUAUUACACGGUAUCACAGAUCCCGAGGUUGUACAUACGUGGAAGAGUAAUAGUUUACCACUAAGGUUCUGGGUAAAUCUAAUUAAAAAUCCAAACUUUGUAUUCGACAUACACAAAUCGAAUAUCGUCGACUCGUGUUUAUCUGUAGUAGCGCAGACAUUUAUGGAUUCAUGUUCCACAUCGGACCAUAGAUUAGGCAAAGACUCACCUAGCUCUAAGUUAUUGUACGCCAAAGACAUUCCAUCGUACCGGGAAUGGGUAGAACGAUAUUAUUCGGAUAUCCGAGAGAUGCCAGCCAUAUCAGAUCAAGACAUGAACGCCAUGUUAGCGGAAGAGUCAAGGGUAAGUGGACACACAACUUGCGACAAAUGCGAGCCGGGAAUCGUGCAAAAGGCAACAACAACUGCAGCGACAGUCACGCCAGCGAUGGAAGUUUUGUCACAUAAGGCAGCACUGAAGCAACUGCAGAAGCGGUAUGGAUUGGAGAAUGAAAAAUACAUCGAAGAUCCCAAAGACGCCUCCUCCUCCAACGCUUCGUACAAAGAUCGCGCCGACACACGUCGCAAAACCGUCGGCUCGUCACAUCACACGGAAAAAACUGUCGUUGCAUCGGUCGACACCUCAAUCUCCUCCGACAACAAGGGUUUCAAGAUGCUCUCGAAGCUCGGAUGGUCCGAAGGAAAAAGUCUCGGCAAAGGUGACACGGGCCUGUUGGAGCCAAUUCCCAUCGUGUCGAAUGACGGCACAAAAGGUCUCGGAUGCGAACAACCCCUGAUCGGACCCAUUCAAAUUGGCGCGAAAAACAAGAGAAAAGCCGCGAUUCUGGCAAAAACUCAACAAAGAUUCGCCGAAUCGGGAACGACUGUUGAUUCUGAUUAAUUUUUAAUAAUUUUUUUUUUUGUGGGUUAAAAUUAAAGAGUAUUUAAUAAAAUGUGUAC